GCGGGGAACCGGAUCCCAGGAGGCUGGCUGGCAGCCUGUGGAAGCAGCUGCCGAGCAUUUAUUUAUAUUUAUAUUUCUUGUUGCAAGUUGCGCUCAGAUGUUGCCAAAGCUGGGCUGUGCGCGCCGGCGAGGAAGCGCCUCUCCUGGUCUCUCUUUCUCUCUCCUCGGCUUGCAGGGUCGGAUCCUGCGCCUGCGGAUCGCGCUUCCCAAACCCCCAACCCAACCCCCCCCCCCCCCAUGCUGGGUAUUUAUGCACUGCGAGGAAUCCGCUGCGCGGUGAGUGAUGGAUGGAUGGGGAAGCGGGCAGCGCAGGGCAUGCAAUCAGUGCCAGAUUUAGGUAUAAGCUAAAUAAGCUAUAGCUUAGGGCCCCACUCUCUUGGCGGCCCCCAAAAAAUUAAAGGGGGGAAAAACUGGAUGUAGAUUUUCAAAAUAUAAGAUUAAAAAGCAAAUAAAAUAAAAGCUACAUACAGCAACAGUGUUUUGUGUUGUGUAGGCUCCUAUGAUGUAAGUGACGGACCCCGCCGGCUAGCCUGCUCCCUAAAAUAUCACUGGUUUCCUCAUUUCUAUAUAUAGGGUGCCUACAUUCUGCUGUUUAUAAUUAUUAGUAGUUUGCAUCCUAUAUUUAUUGUUUCACGUUAUAGCAAGUUUCUAGAGACUAGAUUACGAGUCUUUGUAAAUUGUGUUUCUCAAGGAACUUUUGUUAUUGCCAAAUGUGUUUGCAUUAUUAAGUUUGUUAUGAAUACAAAAAUUUUAAGUUGGAGCUUAAUAAUUACCGUAUUUUUUGCUCUAUAAGACUCACUUUUUCCCUCCUAAAAAGUAAGGGGAAAUGUGUGUGCGUCUUAUGGAGCGAAUGCAGGCUGCGCAGCUAUCCCAGAAGCCAGAACAGCAAGAGGGAUUGUUGCUUUCACUGCGCAGCGAUCCCUCUUGCUGUCCUGGCUUCUGAGAUUCAGAAUAUUUUUUUCCGUGUUUUCCUCCUCCAAAAACUAGGUGCGUCUUGUGGUCUGGUGCAUCUUACAGAGCGAAAAAUACGGUAUUUCACUGUUAAUAUAAUUAUUAAUUGUAUUGCGCUAUUAAUAUGCUGCUUCUUAAUUGUAUUUCAGUUCAACAGUUACGUUGAUAAAAUACAUAUUUUGUCAUGUGCAAAUGUCUUGAGAUACCUAUUAGGUCCAUAAAUUACCACAUAGCAUAUAUUCAACACAAAAAACAGGGACAAUUUGUUGUGGGCAAAGGACAGCUGGACAUAUAAAGGGCCCAAUUACCUUCAGCAGCUAGGGCCUCAUCAAACCUAAAUCCAGCCCUGCACACACCCUUUAAUGAAGACCUCCAGGAAUAGGGGCCCCUACUUAGGGUAGCAGAGGUAGCCGUAAAUCCCUCUCCCCGCUGUCUAAGAUUCUUGACCAUCCCUUAUUUUAUUUUUUGCCACCAAAUCUUAUGUCCAAGAAUUUCAUGACUCAUUUAUGCAGCAUGUGAAAAAAGUAUUUUCAUUUGGCUGUCCUGAAUCUCACGCCAAUCCACUAGCAUUAUGAGGAAAAGAGAGAGGGAAAUUCUCUCUGUCUAACAUAUCAGAGCCCUAAUCAGUCAGUCCACCUUUGGAGCUGAAAUCCUUUGACGACUUUUUAAAAUGGCUACCUACUUUUAGAGUGUUAAAUUUGGAUCACUACCUCUUAUCUAUUUGGUGUUUGCACAUUUAUUAACUAUUUCAAAAAAAAAUCAUUUCCCCCUUCUUUCAUCCGCAAAUUACCUUCAGCUUGAAUACUAUUCAGGAAGUUACUUCUACCCACCACAUCAAAAAUUAAAAUUACCUUCAGCUUGAAUACUAUUAAAAGUAAAAUGUUGUACCUGCCAAAGUUCAGAAACAAAAAGCCCCAUACAGUACAGGGGUCAGCAAACUUUUUCAGCAGGGGGCCGGUACACUGUCCCUCAGACCUUGUCGGGGGCCGGACUAUAUUUUUUGGGGGGGGGGGGAAUGAACGAAUUCCUAUGCCCCACAAAUAACCCAGAGAUGCAUUUUAAAUAAAAGGACACUUUCUACUCAUGUAAAAACACGCUGAUUCCCAGACCGUCCGUGGGCCGGAUUUAGAAGGCGAUUGGGCCGGAUCCGGCCCCCGGGCCUUAGUUUCCCUACCCGUGCCAUAGACUGUGUGACCAUCCUUUAUUAGUAAUACGCAGAGUCGGGCCCAUUUGAAUCAAUGCACCAAACCAGCCAUUCCAUUGAAGUCGAUGGGUCUGACUCUUUUGAGCACAUCUUAGUUAGACAUCACCCUUAGUGGAGUAAUUCAUGGACAGGAAUAGCAACUUAUUGGUUUUGUUUUUAUUUGUUUGUUGCAUCAACGCCCUACCUUUCCCUCCAGGGAGAUCAAAGUGGUGUUCGGGGUUCUUCUCCACCCCCCCCAUUUGAUCCUCACAAACAACCCUGUGAGGUAGGCGAGCCUGGAAGGGAAUAAUGGGUCUGAAAUCACCCAGUGAGGUUAUUAUACGGAAACUGGGGUUGGCUUUUACAGCCCGACUCCCCAUCAAGGUCCGAUCCCCGGUCUGAGAACAGAGGCAACCAAAGAACAGAGCUAGCCGUCUUUCAGAUGUGUGGUUUAUGCGCACAUAUUAUGAACAUGCAUUUUAUUGAUGUCACCUGAGAAUUCACAGACCAAAUGGGGAUUUGAACCCUGUCCUAGUCACACUGGCUUAAUAUUAAUUCUAUCAUAUUUUUUAAUAUUUUAUUUCAUCUAAUGUUUAUUGGAUGGAUUUCCCCCCUAAAUUGAUUUUUGAAUUCUGAAUUCAUUGUUAUUCACAUUUUAUACUGUAUUUUAUGCUGUUUUUUGUUGCAUCAAUUAAGUGUUUUAAAUUUGUUGUUAGCCGCCCUGAGCCUGGUUUUCUGAACCGGGAAGGGCGAGGUAUAAAUAAAAAAUUAUUAUUAUUAUUAUUUAGACUACUUAGAAGUGGGUGGGUGUAUAUUAAAAACAAAUCAAUAAUUAGGUGUGGUUUUUUUAAAGCCUAUUCCCCAAAGGGUAAAAUGUGCCCCUCCUCACUUUUUGCAUCUUCUCUCUCCAGAAAGAGGGUGGUCUUUUCCCUCUAGUCUCCAGCCCCCUCACUUCCACAAAACAGUGGAAGCUUUAAACUUUGGACCUGGCUGGUUGUUCCAAUGAAGGAUCGAUAGUUUAGAUCAUCAGCUCCCAAAUCUUUUGGGGCCAUUCUCCAGCUUGGUUUCAUAAAUGCAUACACAGUACCUGGUACCCUGCAAAAAACAUCAUCCGGAAUAGCGGUUUGCACGGCCCGCUAUGGGAGAUAAUGGCACGGUGAAAUUCAAAACAGUAACAACUAAUUGCACAUUUAUUCAAAAUCCAAACUAUUUUGUUAAAUUAAGUCAAGUUGUAGGGGGACCCCAAGGGAACCCCAAAUUAUGAUAUUGUGGACCCCGGGAGUUACCAAGAAAAGGGAACUUCUAGUAGCCUAUCGCUUUAAUAAACUGUUAAGAAACUGCUGAGAAAGUAUUUCACUUUGGGAAGAGAGGAGCUAAAACGCUUAUCGCAAGAACACAAGUAGCAGGUUCACACAGGCGCAAUACAAAGCACAAUAGCCUUUGUAACAAAAUGUAUUGAUGUAAGCUAUGUCAGCAAAUCAACUGGACCGAUCUGAAGGUUUCUGCUUCUGCUAGAAGCGCAGGCGCGCUAAAAGGAAAUGUAACUAAAUAAGUUCUGGCUUUCAAGCUCACUUCUUUCCCCGUCUCCUAGAAUAUUUCUGCAUGCCCAGAAAACAUGGCCGAGGCUCAGGCUGGCUCUGGGAAGGUGACUCUUUUCAGCCAGAAAAAACGAGGGGGUCUCACCUAUCGCAUCCCGGCGCUGCUUUACCUGCCCUCCGAGUCCACCUUCCUGGCGUUUGCAGAGGAGCGCUCAUCCCCCCGGGACGAAGAUGCUAAGUUCCUGGUGAUGAGGCGAGGGCGGAAGGAAGGAACGUCCGUUCAGGUAACGCCAGGAGCAGAAAGCGUAACGCUGCUAUUCUUUCAUUGCACGUUUCUUUACUUUCUUACUAUAUACAAGAAAUGUAAGGCUGUCGUCACGCAGCAGUUCAUGGGCCUGCCAACUCCAGCGUGACAGCAGGGUGGCAGGCAGCUCAGGUAAGUUGUUUAAUGAAGGUGGGGAGGUGCUCUGCGCACUAUGUAUAAUGGGGGGAAAUGCUCUCUGAAGCAAGUCCCCCAGCUGGGAAGGGAGGCUUCCCGUUGCCUAACUGAGAGAUCCCUGCCCCCUCCUGCUUGCCCGCAAGCUCUGAUAGGCAGCGUGAAGCCUCCCUUCUCAGCUUAGUUGCUGGGGUCAGGGAAGGUGGAGGCAGCCCAGAAGCUGCAACUUAGAGGCCCUUCACAACCAUCAUAUGGGGACUUCCGAGCAGCUCCUGAAGCCAGCCAGAGCCAACUCCUCCAGGCUGCUGAGACAUUCCGGGGAUGGAAUUUGUCUGGGAAUUAUUCGCAAAUCCGGGGACUGUCCCCGGGAAACCGGGACGUCUGGUAACCCUUCUGUGGAGGCCAAUUCUGGGUCCACACGUCCUUCCACAGUGGGGACAUAGGUUUCCGGGUGGGAGUUGAUCACGGUGUGGAUUUGCCAAGCGUGCCUUCCUCUUAGCGUGUUUCUCCCUUGUGUCCUGAGUUCGAGUGUCUUCAAAGCCCGUGACACCUUUAGUAAAAGCUGCUCUCCAGCUGCAGUGCUUGCAGGCCAGUGUUUCCCAAAUUUCUGUGCUUAUGUUGCAUUUUAUAUAUAUAUAGAUUUCCCCUGAGAGUGCCUUUAAAGCUCUUUUGUUGUAUUUCACUUUCUUUUCAGAAAAUGCUUUGUCCCAAAUUACAUUAUGCCAUUGUGUACAACCCUGUAUUUAUAAUAAUGAUAUGCACACAUGGAACUAGAUUUUUAAAAAAUCUACGGUCUUUGCUAAUAACAAUUUACAAACAGUCGUCCCUUGGAUCUCAAAUGCCUUGGCUCCUGAACAAAUCGGCUCCCAAACGAUCGAAACCCAAUAGUGAGUGUUCCGGUUUCCGAAGCAUUUUCGGAAGUCGACCAUCCGGCGCGGCUUCUGAUUGGCUACAGGAGCUUCCUGCAGCCAAUCGGAAGUCGUGUUUUGGUUUCCGAAGAUUUUGGAAUUCAAAAGGACUUCUGGAACAGAUUCUGUUCGACUUCCAAGGUAACCACUGUACAAGGAAAUUCAGACAAAACCUAAAUUCAGAUAAAUUUGACUGGAUUUGAGGCUGCAACAAUCGGAUCCAAGUAAUUCAAGUAAUUGUCCCGUUUGGCUCUCUGACUUCAUGAGCAACAGAUAUAUGACAUAGAUUCUUCCACGUGUGGCUAUGAAGAGUCCGUUCCAUAUGCCUUCUGCCCACAUUUUAAAAAAAGGAAUGGAAAGAUAGGGUUAACAGCUUGCCAGUCAGGCUGAGCGACUGACAGCUGUUCCAGUCUGUGAAUAUUUAUGCCGCUGACUCAAUAAGUAACUUGAAGCCUUGCUGGGAACUUGCCCUGGUAACGCUGGGGGUUUGGGUUUGAGUCCCGGUAUAUGAUAGCAGAAGCAAGCAGGCACUCCUACAAGAAAAAGGGCAAAUUUGCUAAUCCUGCAUCACUUUUCCAGGGAUCAAGUCUGAGAUUGUUUUUAAAAAAACAGUAUCCAGGCAAUGCCUCUCAGCUCUGUCCUCUCCAAAUCCAAGCCACCGAAAUGCUUUCCUUCUGGAAAGUUUCAUUUUCUUCAUCUGUAUUAAUUUACAAAGCCCUGAACAAUUUCGGUCUAGGAUACCGCAGGGAUCACCAGAACCCUGAUAUCUCAGCUCGAUCACUGGGAUCAUUUGCAGGAGCAUUGUUCGUCAUUCCCCGAGACAGAGAGGCUCAUCUGACAGCAGCAAUAAACCUAGCUUUUAGUGUCAAAUGUCCCAGUCCUGUGGAACUCUCUGCCACUGGAGAUUCUGGUCACCAGUGAUGGGACAGACAGGAGGCGGAUUUAGUGACGCAAUCCCCCCUUUAAAAAAAGCUCAAAAGCCUUGGGAAAUCCCCCUCCAAAAAAGCUCAACAACUCUGUGCCAUCUCCCCCAUUUUCUAAAAUUUGAGUCCCCCCAAAUAAGGGGCAUCUUAUACAUGGGGGCGUCUUAUAGAUGGAAAAGUAUGCAGGGCUGUCUUAAGUAUAUGCGGCGCCAGGUUGCCCAGUCCCAGGCACUUCCACCGACGGGCGGGCUCUUCCCCAGACUCAACUCUCGGGCCUCGGACUGGUGCCCCUGAGAGCCUAGCGCCCGGGUGCCCCGCACCCCUAGCGCCUAUGGGGAAGACGGCCCCGAAAGUACAGUAUAUAGGAAUAGGUUGAGGUCUGAGUGUUGGGUAGUGCUGCCCUCUGUGAACACACAGCCUGCGGGGAGUUCGAGAAGGGAGUGGAAUUUAAACCUCUAUUUAAAGCCACCCGAAAAUAGAUGGUGUGCUCACUCCAACGGCGCUUGACUCCCAAAUUAAAAACCACAAAGCCUUUUUCGAGCGCUGGGAUGCCACUUGUGUCCUCAGCAAAAAGUGUGAUUAUCCUCAGACAAGGAUGUCCAUUGUUAAAUUUGGAACAUAUUUAAAUCACCUAUUAUCCAUUCAUUGUAAAAUUACAAGUACUUUUAAAACCCUGCUAAUGUAUUAACCUGUGUACUCUGCUCCUGUAUAUAUGCAAUAAGCAUCUUCCAUUCUUCAUUGAAUUUGUUGUCGUCUCUUCCUCUUAAUUUCAUUGUCAGUUUUGCCAUUUAUAUAACAACAACAACAACAACAACAACAACAACAAUAAUUUAUUAUUUAUACCCCACCCAUCUGGUUGAGUUUCCCCAGCCACUCUGAGCGGCUCCCAAUCAAGUGUUAAAAACAAUACAGCAUUAAAUAUUAAAAACUUCCCUAAACAUUUCAGAAUAUUCCAUUAAUUUAACUUGCCAAUCUUCUUUAGCUGGGACACCUUCUUCUUUCCAGUAUUGUGCUAAUAAUGUCCGUGCAGCCGUAGUUGCAUACGUAAAUAGAUUCUUUUGUGAUUUUGGUAAGCCCACUCCUGGGCGUGGUGGGGAUUUGAACCCCAACCUCCCUGGUUCCUAGUCCAACACUCUAACCACUGCACCACAGUGAAGAGAGGGAAAUAUCUGGGUUUACUCUCUAACUUGGAGGUUGUCAACCUGGUCUCUGUCAGGAGUUCAGCCCACAUUCGAGUAGGACCCUGGCAGAGACACAUGCCCAACUGACAUGUUCUCUCCCUCCUGGUUGAUCGUUCGGGAGCUUCGAAAGCUUUCUUCAACCCGAACAUCACAGCGACCGAUGCCAACAGACACCGGCACCAUUAGGGAUCCACAGAGUUUGCACAUCAUGCACAUGACAGACCUCAGCAACUCAGCAUUUUGGCUAAUCUACUUUAUUUACCUGUAUACCUGAAGGAGCGUCUCCACCUCCAUCGUUCUGCCCGGACACUGAGGUCCAGCUCUGAGGGCCUUCUGGCGGUACCCUUGCUGUGAGAAGCCAAGCUACAGGGAACCAGGCAGAGGGCCUUCUUGGUGGUGGCGCCUGCCCUGUGGAACGCCCUCCCACCAGAUGUCAAAGAGAAAAACAACUACCAAACUUUUAGAAGACAUCUGAAGGCAGCCCUGUUUAGGGAAGCUUUUAAUGUUUAAUAGGUUAUUGUAUUUUAGGGUUUUGUUGGAAGCUGCCCAGAGUGGCUGGGGAAACCCAGCCAGAUGGGCGGGGUAUAAAUAAUAUAUUAUUGUUGUUGGUGGUGGUGGUGUUGUUAUUAACACACACAGAGCACUGCAACAUGGCUCCCUCUCUCUCUAGCAUCGGAUAGAGAAAGAACAAAGGACAAUAGUCCCACUUCACACAACACAGUAACACAAAUACCCUGUCUCCGUCACUUCCCACUCUGUGGAGUCAAAACACAUACCGUCAUGUGAAAGACAACAGUCCCAUGACUGCAAUCAUGGAGCAGGCAUUCUAACAGUCCCUACCACCCACUAGUGGGCGUUUCAGGAUUCUAGGUGGGCGGUAGGGGGUUCUACGGCACAAGCCGAAUCCUCCUUCCAUCGAGCACUGGUGGGCGGUAAGGAAAUUUUACCAUCAAGAAAGAUGCAUUAGUGGGCAGUAGGUAUUAAAAGCUUGACUAUGCUCUAAGGGACGCAGGUGGCGCUGUGGGUUAAACCACAGAGCCUAGGACUUGCCGAUCAGAAGGUCGGCAGUUCGAAUCCCCGCAACGGGGUGAACUCCCGUUGCUCGGUUCCUGCUCCUGCCCACCUAGCAGUUCGAAAGCACGUCAAGUGCAAGUAGAUAAAUAGGUACCGCUCUGGCGGGAAGGUAAACGGCGUUUCCGUGCGCUGCUCUGGUUCACCAGAAGCAGUUUAGUCCUGCUGGCCACAUGACCCGGAAGCUGUACGCCGGCUCCCUCGGCCAAUAAAGCGAGAUGAGCGCCGCAACCCCAGAGUCGUCCACGACUGGACCUAACGGUCAGGGGUCCCUUUACCUUUACCCGUGCUCUAACUCAUCCUCUGCUUCGUAUUUCAGUGGGGUCCUCAGGAACCUCUGGAGACAGCUGUGCUGCCCAACCACCGCACCAUGAACCCCUGCCCCGUGUUCGAGAGGAAGAGCGGCACCCUUUUCCUCUUCUUCAUCUGUGUGGAGAAGUACAUCACGGAACGGCACCAGAUCAGCACGGGGAGGAACGCCGCCAGGCUCUGCUACGUCUCCAGCCAAGAUGGCGGCCGCACCUGGAGCCAGGCGACUGACCUGACCGAGGCGGUCAUUGGCGGAGAGCUGACCAAUUGGGCCACGUUUGCCGUCGGCCCGGGCCACGGCGUCCAGCUCAGCUCCGGGCGCCUGGUGAUCCCGGCGUACGCUUAUUACAUCCACAAGCGCUUGUUUGGGCACCCUCUGGAGUGCUGGAUCAAGCCCCACUGCCUCACUUUCUACAGCGACGACGGCGGGCAGAGCUGGUCGCGCAGCCCGCUCCUCGAGGCCUUGCUGACCUCCGAGUGCCAGGUGGCCGAGCUGUCGUGCCCGGACGACAGCCGGGUCCUCUACUGCAACGCCCGCAGCCUCCACAACUACCGGGUCGGGGCGCUGUGCACCGACAACGGCCACCAGUUUGUCAGCCCCUCCCUGUGCGAGGAGUUGUGCGAGUCUCCCCACGGGUGCCAGGGCAGCGUGGUGAGCUUCUCCCCUCAGCUGGAGCCGUUGGAUCUGGGCCGGAAGAAAGACGGGGCCAAGUCGUCGGGUCUCGAUCCCUCCUCGGCCCCCCUCAAGGGCGCCCGGUCGUGGCUGAUCUUCUCCCACCCCACAAAAAGGCACAAGCGCGUGGAUCUGGGCAUCUACCUCAACACCUCUCCGUUGGAGAAGGGCUGCUGGAAAACUCCGUGGGUGCUGAACAAAGGGCCCAGCGGGUAUUCGGACCUGGCCGUGUGCGAGGAGGGCGAGUCGGUGAUGUUUGGGUGUCUGUUUGAGUGUGGGGUGUCCUGCGAGUGUGAAGAGAUCGCCUUCCAACUGUUCACGGGUGUCGAGCUCCUGAGGAAGGUGAGGGAAAGCUGCUGUGGUCCCUCUACUCCCUUGGAAGCAUAGGUGCUCAGGGACGUUUAGCACCCCAGGACAGAAAAUGUGGGUGCCCUCGCUUGCCUCUCCCGCCAGGCUCUCCUAUGUCUCCGCCAUAGUAUUAUACCGUGCAGGCUUUGGAAAACGCCCGUCGUUUUGGGAUGACGAUAAACAGGCCCUCGCUUCUGCCUCCUUGAAAGUAGCUAAACAAAAAAGAAUUACAGUGGUACCUUGGUUCUCAAACUUAACCCGUUCCAAAACCAAAGCGUUCCAAAACCAAGGUGUGCUUCCCCAUAGAAAGUAAUGCAAAAGGGAUUAAUCCGUUCCAGACUUUUAAAAACAACCCCUAAAACAGCAAUUUAACAUGAGUUUUACUAUCUAACGAGACCAUUGAUCUAUAAAAUGAAAUCAAUAAUCAACAUACUGUACUAUAAAAUAAAUAAGAUGGUAUUGUAGAUGAUAUAUAAAAAAAAUUCUUACCUGCAAUGAUGAUAGUCAUUGUUUGGAUGGGGGAUUUUUAUACAUUUCCACAGUCACACAAUAAAUGUAGCUGAACUGGGUUCCACACAGUCACAAAAACAAAUUAACCAAAAAAGCCUCAAAAACAGAAACGCAAAACAAAUAGCAAAAACAAAAGCGCCAAACUUAAUCCUUUCCGGAUGUCCAUUUGACUUCCGAAAUGUUCGAAAACCAAGGUGCAGCUUCUGAUUGGUGCAGGCAUCCCAGAAACAAUAGCCAACAGAUGUUCGGCUUCCGAAAAACGCCUGAAAACCGGAAAACUUACUUCCCGGUUUUCGGCGUUUGAGAACCAAGGUACCACUGUACUGCAUCUUCUGCGUAAUUAUAUUGAUAAAUCGAAAGGGGCGGUCUACAAUUCAAGGUUGUUGUGAUUUCUUUCUUUCAUUUUUACCUCGGGACUCUCUUUUUCACCAUCGCUGACGGCUGCCUCCUGUUGGUCACAAGAUACGUCUCGCCCUUCCAUGUCCUGGGGCCUAAAAUGAUAUAUAAACAGAACUCCAUUGUUCAGAAUUGGCAUAUUGCCGCCUUUGCUGCCUUCUACUUCUGUACACGAAAGGAGGAACUUUUCAAAGUUCAAAAACGGAUGGGCAAUGCCAUACCCUCUGGGAUUUUUGGCACCAGAAUGGGCACUCAUCAUUUUUUUGCUUGAGCACUUGCGCGAAAGCAUAAGAGCAAAAGACGCUCGCUAAAAUGGGACGGUUGAGGGCUAUGCAAGCUUAGAUGCUGGCGAUUUCUCUCACGCACCCCCUGACAUUUCCCAUAGGUCUUAUCCUGGCUCCAGCUCCCGCGUCCUUGUUUCCAGAUGCAGGGCCCCACAGUCUGAACACCAUAAUAUUUCAUACUAGGGCCAUCUUUAACCAGGACUCCCAUUUAUUUUCUCAAACUUGGACGUCUGUAAUUUUGGAAAAGAUCAGAGUCGCCCCAAAAGCAAGGCAGUGCUUGUACUGAUGUGCUAGUGGGGGGUUCUUAAAUAUGCAGAAAUGUAUAUGUUAUAGUUUUUUAAAAAAGAAACAUAUUAAGCCCUUGAGCUUCCAGGUUCUGUGGGGUGUUAAAGGCCCAGAGACACAGAUCUAGAGCAGGUCAUCUCAUUAUCCCUCCUGGUCUGCCCCGCAGAGGACCUUAACGUCCAUGAAUAACCAUAGUUUAGAGGUCCCGGGCCCUAAGGAAGCCAGACUAUCCUCCACCAGGGCCAGGGCCUUCUCAGUGAUGGCUCCGACCUGGUGGGAUGCUCUAUCCCAGGAGACCAGGGCCCUGCAGGAUUUAACCUCCUUCCGUUGGGCCUGUAAGACAGAGCUAUUCCGCCUGGCUUUCAAUUUGAACUUAGCCUGAUCUUUUUAUUCCCCUUCCUCCCCUCCCCCUCCCCUUUUUAUGAAGAUUACCCGCUCUGGGAUCCCACAGCUAAUUCUCGCCUGGUCUCCUCACUGGCCCAAUUAGGACUAAUUUAGCCAGCCAGCCCUGGUGAUCAUCUAAUGCUUAUUGGAUGGAUUUCCCCCCUAAAUUGAUUUUUGAAUUCUGAAUUUAUUGUUAUUCAUGUUUUAUACUGUAUUUUAUGCUGUUUUUUUGUUGCAUCAAUUAAGUGUUUUAAAUUUGUUGUUAGCCGCCCUGAGCCCGGUUUUCCGAACCGGGAAGGGCGGGGUAUAAAUAAAAAAAUAUUAUUAUUAUUAUUUAUUAUAGAGAAGGGACUUCUCGGUUCGCAGCAAAUGACAAAGCCAGGAGUUUCAGCAUCUUCUGUUAGCUUUGCGGUGGGGGCACCGUGUGCUUCUCCCCAACUACGCUGAAACCCUGAGUUUAUAGACUUCCCCUCACUUCUGCCCAAGAAGGGUGCAGAAAGUGAAGAAACUGGGAGGAUGCCUAAAGAAUGGAGCCCAAGUUCGUAGUUCAGGGAGACGAUGAAUGAGGGUGGUUGCCUCAUUGCAAAACAAACCAAAAUUACAGCCAGCACGACUGUGCAAAAUAGAGAUGUCUUGAGCCUGUUAGGACGGAUGCAUAAAAUGUCCACAACAGCUCUCUGUCUCACACACAAAUUUCCGUGCCUUCUAAAGAAAGGAGCUGCUUUUGAAAUAAGUCUGUCUCAUUCCCAGAUGUGUGUUUUUUGGUUAUUUGAGUAUCCUGUUCCCUGACUCCUGCAAGAUGUCGCUCAGUUUGGGCCCAGUGGUUCAUUUUCCUGUGGCAACAAGAUGGUGGCCUUUCAUGGCUUUCUGAUUUGUCUUGAUCAACAGUGCUAGAAAACAGA
Messenger RNA from Podarcis lilfordi (Lilford's wall lizard), 12282 nucleotides. NCBI's taxonomy places the organism in Eukaryota, Metazoa, Chordata, Lepidosauria, Squamata, Lacertidae. The record is from the annotation of a GenBank genome assembly.